Messenger RNA from Lethenteron reissneri (Far Eastern brook lamprey), 11445 nucleotides. RefSeq names its product la-related protein 1B-like. The record is from RefSeq and is a predicted model, not a curated record. Gene Ontology annotation, cellular component: cytosol; cytoplasmic stress granule. Gene Ontology annotation, biological process: positive regulation of translation; mRNA stabilization. Gene Ontology annotation, molecular function: RNA cap binding. NCBI's taxonomy places the organism in Eukaryota, Metazoa, Chordata, Hyperoartia, Petromyzontiformes, Petromyzontidae.
GCUGAACAAGUGAAGCAAUCGCCACCGUCUGCCGAUUCAAUUCAUCCCCCACCCCUCCUCUCUUCACACACACGAAUGGCCACUAAAGUCGCCACGAUGCUUGCCGCUGCUGCUGCUGCCCCCGCAGCAACGGCGCCCAGCCGGGUGAGAGGCGACGGAGACGAGCGGAGGAGCUGCGCCGGCGACAGCGGCGAGCAGCCGGCGGCGGCGGCGACUACGGCCUCUACCCGGGAAGGAGGCGCGACCCCGGGCAGGGCUGCUCAGGCGAGGCCGCAGGCUGCACGAGGAGCCGCAGGCCGCGCCCCGGGAAACCCGUGGGGCGAGACGCAGCUCUCCUCGCAGGCCAAGCCGCUGAAGACACCGAAGGCCAAGAGAGGGGGCAAGGGCGGCGGUGACCUGGAAGACGUCGCGAGCUGGCCCACACUCGGGGAGAUCGUCGUCUCAGAGGCUCCGCCGGACAAGGCGACGCGGAGGGAGCGGAAGCCCGAGAGCGUCGCCACCGUGGCCGACUCCGCCGCCGUCGCCGCCGACUACGACGACGAAGCUCGCGUCGACGGAGCCGACGCUCGCGACGCUCGGGAGGCUCGCGACGCUCGCGACGUCCGGGACGUUCGCGAGGACGCCAAGCAACCCCGCUCGCCCGUGGCACGCAGGAGAGGAGGGAAGCAGAAGUGGAUUCCGCUGAGCCUGGACGGGCCCUUGCGGUCGCAGAGCGGCGGCGGAGGCCAGCGCGGUGGCACCGGACGAUCGGCCUCCGACUCGGCCGCCCCACGCAGACCGGAUGACUCCAAGAGCUGGCGCCGCAGCGAAGGGCUGGAGGAUGCCGGCUCCGGGCGGGGAGGCGGUGGUGGCGGUGCCGGAGGGGCCUACCGCGGGCGGGGGAGGGGCAGCCGGGCCAGGGGGAGGGCCCGGGGUCGAGGGAACCCGCGCGUCCACUACGACCACCGCUACGGGGGGGUCGUCCCUUUCCUGGGCGGCGUCGGUGGCGGCAAGAAUGGGCGCCCCGCCGCGGGCACGAAGCCUCUGUUCGUCGUGGACGGUGCCAACCCCCCACCGCACGGAGGAGCCCUCUACUCCGUGGACGAGACGCUGCUCAAGGAGUACAUCAAGCGGCAGAUCGAGUACUACUUCAGCCCGGAGAACCUGGAGCGGGACUUCUUCCUGCGCCGGAGGAUGGACCCCCAGGGCUUCCUGCCGCUGUCGCUCGUCUCCAACUUCUACCGCGUGCAGACGCUCACCACGGACGUGAAGCUCAUCCUGGAGGCGCUGGAGGACAGCGUGGUGGUGGAGAUGCGGGACGGGCGCCUGCGGUGCCGCGUGGCGCCCGAGGUGUGGCCCCUCCCCCCCAGCGAGGGCUGCCCCACCGACUUCACCCUCCUUCUGCACUGCCCCGAGUUCGUGCCCAAGCAGGCGGCACGGGUCAUCACAGAGUCGGCCCCCAGCUCCCCGCGCGCCAGCCCGGUCCGCGGCGGCCCGUCGGGCGCUGGCGACGUGGGGGGCCCGUUGUGCCCCCUCUCCCGCGGCCUCUCCACCAGCCUGCCAGACCUCGACUCGGAGCCCUGGAUCGAGGUCAAGAAGAAGCACCGACCCUCGCCAGCUCGCGAGCGGGCGAAUGGCGAUGGCGGCAGUGGCUCCCGAACGUCACCGGAGGGGACGUCUCCCCGAUCGCGCGAACACCAGAGCUCGCACAGCAGAAAGCAGCAGCAGCAGCAGAACGAUCAUCAUCAUCAGAGUCGUAGCCAGACGCCCAGCCAGGCGCGCUCGCACCGCGACGGCGAGCGUCCCGACGACAAGGAGGAGCUCGACUUCCUCUUCGACGAGGAGCUCCUGGAGCAGCAGCCGAUGGACGGCCGGAGGAACCACUUCACGGACCCGGACUCGGACUGGGACUCGGACUACGAGAUCGACGACAGCGACGUCAACAAGAUCCUUAUCGUGACGCAGACGCCGCCCCACCUGCGGCGCCACCCCGGCGGCGACCGCACGGGCAACCACGUGUCGCGCGCCAAGAUCUCGUCGGAGCUCGCCAAGGCCAUCAACGACGGCCUCUACUACUACGAGCAGGAGAUGUGGAAGGAGGAGAUGGAGCCCGAGUACGCGCAGAUGAAGCAAGAGAUUGAAAACUUCCGCAAGCUCACGAUGAUCAGCCAGGAGGAGUUCGAGACCCUGGCUCCCGAGCCUCCCGUGGACCCUUACCAGGAGGUGCCCCCGGGGCCCCCAAAGCAGCAGCCAGCGCCCACAGACGAGCUGGCGACGCGUCUGUUCGGCGCCGCCGGGCCCCCAUCUCCCGGCCUGGCUCGCUCCCUCCCCACGGCCGUGCCCGAGUCGCCGGCCAGGAGGCCCCCGCGCACUCCGCGCACUCCGCGCACCCCCCGCCUCAUGGACCCCAGCAAGACGCCGCGCUUCUACCCCGUGGUGAAGGAAGGCCGCGCCAUCGACAACCAGACCCCUCGCAAGAAGAAGACGCGGCACAGCACGAACCCACCGCUGGAGAGCCACGUGGGCUGGGUGAUGGACGCGCGCGAGCACCUGCCACGAGGCUCGGCCGCCGGCGCGAGCGCCAGCCCCGCGGAUGGCGCCGGGACGCCGGCCCCGGGCAGCCAGAGCGGCACGCCGCAGUCGCUGCCCAAGUUCCAGCACCCGUCUCACGAGCUGCUCAAAGACAGCGGCUUCACGCAGCAGGUCUACCACAAGUACCACCGCAAGUGCCUCAACGAGCGCAAGCGACUGGGCGUGGGCCAGUCUCAGGAGAUGAACACGCUCUUCCGCUUCUGGUCGUUCUUCCUGCGCGACCACUUCAACCGCCGCAUGUACGAGGAGUUCCGGCAGCUGGCGCUGGAGGAGGCGAGGGAGGGAUACAGGUACGGCUUGGAGUGCCUCUUCAGGUUCUACAGCUACGGGCUGGAGAAGAAAUUCCGGGUGGAAAUAUUCCAAGACUUCCAGGCGGAGACGGUUCGCGACUACGAAGCAGGCCAGCUGUACGGACUGGAGAAGUUCUGGGCCUACCUCAAGUACUCCCAGGCCAAGCACGUGGACACGGACGCGCGGCUGCAGGGGUACCUGCGCAGCUUCAAGAGGCUGGAGGACUUCCGUGUGGUGCCCCCCAUCGGAGAGGAGGGCGGCCGAAGGAAACCGCCUGGACCGCCGGCGCCAAGCGGAGCGGCGGCGGAGGAGGCACCCGCCAGGCGGGCGUCGUCGGCGUCGUCGUCUGGCGCCAGGCCGGGCCCCGGCGGGGGCGGCGGCGGCGCCCGCGCCGGGGCCGCUCGCGCUCCCCGCUCGGUGGGAACGACGGCGACGUCGCAGCGAGCGGCCGAUCGUCCCUCCGCCGACGCCGCCGGCCGACGGAGUUCCACCGACGCCGCUGCCGAUGUCACCGUCCAGGCCCCGGGACGGGAUGCGCCGCCGCGAUCCCAGAAUGCACUUGGAGCCGCCGCGGCCGCCGCCACCGCAGCUGGCACCCCCCUGUAGCUGCGCUGCGCGGAAGGGAGACUCGGGAGCGGGAGAAGUCGGGGACGUGUCCUGCCCCUCGGCGUCCCGCGACGACCGCGAUGGCGAUGACGCGCUUGCAAGCGUCGGGGGGGAACACCCCUGCCAGCGGACGAACUGUGCGGCUGUUAAAUUCAAGAAAUGGGGACAAAAACAGACACGGGACAACCCAAAAAUAAAGGGAACAAUUCUGGCAAGAAGAGCUUCUCCCCCUCCGUUGUAGGAAGUCGUUUGCUUGGCACCCGGCUCGUUUUCAACGCGAGCGGGUCGAACGGCCGCCCCCCGACUGCACGUCAGCGCCGGAUUCCGUCCUCCCCUCGCGCCCUUCCCGCCCUCGCCGCUUUACGACGACGAGCGGCUCGACCGGCGCACGACGGGGGGCGACGGGGGCGGCUCUUCGUUCCGCGUCACGUUGGAACGUCGCGCUGAGGGGGACGAGGAAAAUUUGGCUUGCGACCCGCUCGAGUGCUUCGUGUUUUGUUUCAACGUCGCUCGACAGAUCCACGUGCCCGGGAUUCCUUUUCGGCGGUGGAGCAAACGCGCCGUUCUGUGCCUUGCGGUUGAGGGUGACGCAAACCCGGUGGCGCCGUGCUCACGGUGGAGGGUGGUGGGCCAGGUCAGGUGACAUCGGCGCACUCGGGGUGGAGCCUCGCCAGUGACGACGAAAAUGCCUCGGGCGCAGAGAAGUUUAAAAAGCGGAGUAAUAUAUUACCUAAAAACAAAAUAGAGAUGGGAAAACUCUAAAAAAAACCUUAACUAAUAUAUCCAAGUCUUCCCCGACUGCUGCAAAUGCGGUUUAAAUUAUCUUCAAAUUACUAUGUACGUCGAGAUGAUUAUAUUAAGCUUUUUUUUUACAAGCCAAGGUUCUAAGGAAUGUUCACUCUUCACUUCAAUGCCAACCCUGGCAAAGAUAAACAAAAACACAUUUGCGAGGUUAGGCUUGCUUUUUUAGCGAGACGUAAAAAAAAAGAAUUCCGUUCAGAUGUCGGGACGAUGCCAAGGCCGCGGCUGAUACGGACCCCCCCCACCAAGGUGAAGGGCAUCGCUUGAAGGGCUCGGCCGAUUUGGACAUCGUGUUUACCGCGGAUUCCAGAGGUUGCUCUAGGCCUCGGCACAUCGGGCCGUGCUUUGCUGCCAGAAGCAAGCUUCCCCUGCCGCGCGAGCGAGCGAGAGCGCACGCCGUUGGCUACCUACGGCGCGAAAGAAGGUUCGUCGCACGCACGCAGGAGCGCGGAGAUGUGAGCGCACGCAAGCGUAGGACAAUCCGGAACGGCGGGGAUGUGGGAGCGGAGCGGGUGUGACGGGUGACGUCCACGUGGCCGACCCGAGGCGCGGGGGAGCGGGAGCUGCGCGGGCUGGUGAGAAGGAGGCGGCGGGGGGUGCCGAAUUGGCGCUGCUCACGGGAGCGCUCUUGGCCGACGGCAAGACGGCGCAGCCUCCGAGGAACGUGGUCCACCGUGACCACGAGCAGCCACAUGACGAGAGACACCGCCGCUGCCGCUGCCCCGACAAAGACGGCUGAAUUUGAAAACGCACCCCCAGUGUGUUUCUUUUUGGCAAGAAAAAUAACAAAAAAUCUGGGCACACGCUUCCACGCACGCAGCAGCAGCCCUCCCCCGCCACCGGCGGCGGCGGCGUUGUUGCGAGGCCGAUUUAAGGGGCACACGAGACGUCGCGAUAGCGCCUUCGCUCGACGCCUUCCUGCGAGCAGAGAGCCCCCUUCGCCAAGGUGCGGCGGCAGAGACGUCGACGCGGCGUUUCCCAAGGGAACCUCUCCAAGCUGCAGCUUCCCAUCGACGACGAUUAUCCCUUGCCACCCCCCCCCCCCCCCGCGUUCUGUCGCUUGUUUUUUUUGCUAGCGAUGGCGCGGAACGGAUAGAUGGACGCACGGAUGCACAGAGGGACGGACGGAUGGACACACAGAUAGACGCAGGGACGGAACUCUGACCCAAUGUGGGGACGCGACCACCGUGGCAUCGGUUGGAGUAGCGGCGCCUGCCCGCCCCCCCCCCCCCCCGCAUUCUCUUUGCGGCCCAGCUCCUGGGGCCCCCUCCAUCACGUGGACCCUGGUGCGGUGUCCACCGCCUGAACACUCCGCCGUAGCUGCGUGUUUACCCCCCGCUGGUAGCAGUCCCUCCCCAAGUGAGCAAAAUGUCCACAUUCCUAUGGCGGGGAGAGUUGACCCCAGUGUUGUCACGCACGAUACAAGCACCCGGUGACCUCCACAGAUCCAUAAGCAGCCCUUCAUCAUUUUUUUUCUUACUCGACCACCGCCGAGAGACGUGUGAUGGGCUGCGUGUGUGAGGGUUGCGAGGCCGCGGUGCCACGCGGCCCGUGGUGCGAGCCGGUCUCUCAGUCUCCCUCGAUCCACGCGGUCAUUUUACCCCGGGCGUUACACUGACCACCGCGCGCACACACACACACACGCACACGGAACGGAGCUUUUAGUUUCUCGGGCAGGUGGUCGCUCACCCUCGUGUGCGUUACGUUGAUCUCCGUCUCGUUGCUCAACAAGGUGUUUGCAUCGCUGCCAUUGCGGCCGACCCGUAAGGCAGCUAUACUGGGGGUGCUUCUGUUCUGCCUAAUCUGUGCAUCGUAAUAAUAUCGCUGUUUUUCUCUUGGAGAGAUAACGACUGAAAUACAUGUUGACAUCCGACAAAAAAUCGAAACUGGCGAUUGUCCAACGCAACGUGGUUGUCGCAAAACCACCUGGGCCUCCAAAGGGCUCAGAUUGCUGGGGUUCAGCGAAGCCGACAAUUUUGAGCCACGGCUAAAGGGGAGGGACCGCAGAAGACUUUUCUACCAAAGUAGCCGGGAGUGGAUACCAAGCCAGCCACGCACGGACGCCGCGCUUGUCGCGAACCGCAAAAGUAAACUCGUGUGCUCUUGCUUCCGCCGGCGAUCAUCUGACACGAUCGAUACGAUCUAUCCCCGUUUGACAUGAUCGCCACGGUGGCUAGGAGAUGUUCACUCCCCCGCCUGGUAUGCAGGAGUUAGUGAGUUCGAUCCCGACCCUGACGACCGCUGUAUAUUUGGAGUUUGCGUGUCUCUCCCCGUGGUCGCGUGGAUUUUUUUCCCCUCCACAUUUAGAAUCGACGUCACACGUUUGGAGUAUCUGGCUGCUGCCAUAAAUCUCCACACGACGAGAAGCCACUUGGCUGAGCUAUCAUUUGUGAUGGCCAGGUUGCGUCUGGGAAAAAAGAGCGCUACAUUGCUCAGUGGGCCUGACCUGGUAAAAUAAAAUAAAAGUGUAAAAGUUGUUCUAUCCCCUUGCGUGUGACGGCAGUGGCAGCAGUGUGCUCAUCAGCGCCAUGCCACUGUCGAGAUCUGCUGCCACCGGCCGCGACAAGAGGGCUUCAUGAGAGAGAGUUGGUGUCGUUUUGCUAUUCCUCCUCCGUUGAGCGAGCGCCAGCGACAUUGAGCUGAUCCACUCGAAGACCUCGUCCCCCCAUCUGCACGUGGCCGUUACAAAAAGGGCCUCUCUUUUUGUCGCCAUUCAGCUCCACCCAUCGCACCUGGGUUCGUCUCACCGACGAAACCCGUUUCUACCGCUCGCCGGCGGCACGAGAGUUUGCGUUUUUGGCGAUCGCGACGGGUGGAGGCCACCGCUAGAAGUGGGCCACCGGCUCUCAACCCCCCCCCCCUCGGGUCACCGAUGGCGAGUGCGGUGACAGGAAGAUUGCAACCGCACGCGCUCGCUCGGGCACAUCUGUGAUAUCAUCUUUGUCAGCGUUCAUCUUUUGAGGAUGGGCCUCUUCAGUCGGUCCCCAGCUCUGGGCCCUGCGGUGCGACGCGACCGGUUGGCUGCCCGCUGCGUCGCCGCGUGCACCUUUGGCCGUCUCCCGCUCCUUUCCUUCGUCUCGGCCACUGCCCGCCGUCCCUGCUGAGCGAUGUUGUCGUGCCCAAGCGCCGCUUACAUUUUUCCGUGGCGAGUGCGGCAGUUUUGAAACUGGCUUCUGUACGAAAAAAUCGAUCAUUUGCAGCGAUUUUCCUCUGAAGUCGUUAUAAGAAGCGUUUCCUGGACCAAGCGCGGCUGUUCAUGUUUUAAAAUUCCCCGGCGUGUCCCCACAAUGCACCUUGUGUCGUGACGCGGCUUAAGUGCCGUCUCCCGCAAUGCACCUUGUGUCACAGUAUAGUUUUAACAUGUUUAAUAUGUACAGUACAUUCAUAACCACAGUGGCGUCACUGGGGACAGGUCAUGUCCGGCAAUCCUGGGGGGGGGGGGGGGGGGACUUCAAAUUACCUUUCUCUAAUGAACGAAGCUCUCGCCAAGGCAGGCAAUGGACGAUGCUGGGUCACCCCUACGCAUGCAUCUUCUAGAAAAUAAGAGAAUUGUUCCGAGGUUGCAUCCCUCCUUGACAAAAAAAAACCUCGCAUCUCUCAAAAAUAGUUUUGUUUUGUACGAGCAGUUAGGUGAUUUCUUUCUUUAAAAAUGUUGCCACGUUCUUGAGACUUCACACCCCCUCCAGACCUCUGUUUGGAUAUCACGCGCGCGACGGCCCCUUCCGAAAAUCGACGCCGGUGCGGGUCGUAGGGUUUUACACGACCCUCCACGUCGGUCAGGCGGCGAGAGGGGGGGCCGUAGAAAUACAGCACAACAGCGGACGGCGUCGGCGCCGUCGACGGUAACCCUUGCAACCUCGGGGAGUGCCAAUCUGCCGUCCCGCGCGGUGGCGGUCGCUUCGUCCCGGGAACUACCCAAGCCCGGCUUUGGUUUUGCCCCGGGAACGGAGGAGAGAGCCGCGGGGCCCAUUGGAGGCCCACCGGUCAUCUCGUCGCUCCUCUUUCGCUUGGAAUGCGUUCGUUUUUUGGUUGUUCACCGCAGCGCCUUGGUGAAGCCCCAGUACGUUGUGGCUUGUUUACAAAGAGGACACGGUAGUUUAGUGCGAGCGUGUGACUGACGUGCGUGUGACUGUGUGUGUGUCGCCAUUAAAUAUUGGAGGGCAGUUGUGGAGAGUUUCCCAUACCUUGGCAGUGUGCUCAUCAUCGGCUCCGGUUUAACAGCAGAGGGUCUCAUUCCGAAUCAGUCGAGCGGCAUGAUCUUUUCUUCGGUUGCGUAACGCUGUGUGGAAGCUACCUGGUCUGUCGCUCCGCACGAAGCUUCAGGUCUUCUCGGCCACAGUCAUUCCCUCCCUUCUCUACGCUUGCGAAACGUAGACCCCCCCUAAUGGAACAUCUUCGCCGGUUAGAAACAUUUAGGCUGGCCUGCCUACGAUCCAUCCUGGGUUUAACCAGGCUGGAUUGUGUGAGGAGCUCACAAAUGCUUGAAAGAUGUGGACAAAGUCCCAUCGGUGAGCUCCUCCGGCAGGCAAGGCUGUGUUGGCUGGGUCAUGUAGCCCGCAUGCCCAGCCACCGCAUGCCGAAACAGCUUUUGUUUCGCCGGAUCGAGGGGGCUAAACGGGCGCAGCACGGGCUCGAGAAGAGAUGGAGUAAUGUGGUACAGGAGGACGUGGAGCUGAGUGGACUUGCCGAUGACUGGUACCAGCGGUGUCAAGAUCGGCCUCUGUGGAGGAGGCUCGUGAAGGACGCUACUGGGCAGUUGGAGGCAGUCGCCCUCCAGCAACAACGGAGGGCGGGGGAGCGACGCUCACAACAAAGAGCGGAGCGCCGGGUGGCUAAAACACAGCAAGUUGGCACAAUAGGGGGCACAGGUGGUGCAUCAGCCAGUCAUCUUUGUCAGUCGACCUGUGGCAUCUGGGUCUGCCCAGUGACCUGCCAACGAACGUUUGACACUUCAUGUGGCCUCAACGUGCACAUAGCCUGGCACAAGCGUCGUGGUGGCGGUUGUUGUGCUCGCUAAACAGCACUUGGCCCCCAAAAGUCUAAAUUCUAUACAGGUGAUCUGUGUCGCCUGUGUGUACAUUAUUCCUGCUUUAGAACAGAGUAUAUCUAUAUUAUUUUUUGCGGCAGCCCAUUUACGAUCACUGUUGCCCACCUGAGCCGCAGCGCUGAUGUGAUCGGACGGUCGGAUUAUUUAUUUUGAACGAUUUUAACGUCACAUACACACAUAUAUUCGAUUUUCUCGCCUACCAAUCGCGUACCGCCGUUGUGGUCGUAUUUUUGUUUGGGGGGGGGGGGGGGGAUGGAACGAAGGGUUUGGAAGAAGAAGAUAAUAACAACGACUACCAACGCGUUCAGGAUCUGCGUUCGUCCAGCGCCCAUUCGUCGUAUGGACCCCCACCCACCGCGUCUCCAUCGCCGCUCCCCUCUCCCCCACGCGGUCGGACUGCACGGAAGCGACCGGCGGGCGCUCCUCCAACGUCCUUCCAAUGAUCCAGCCGAUUAGGGCCCCCCCCCCCCACCGAGAAAAACAAAAAAACCUUGGCGACUUCAGCUGUGCGCAAAAAAAAAACCCCGCGUGGUGGUGUCCUUAUCCGCGUCCUUUGAAGUCUUCCGCGCUUGGCAGUGCCGGAUGGGGGGCAGUGCCGGAUGGGGGGCAGUGCUCGCACGCGGGCUGACCGGUCACGGCGCCAUCGGCGCGGCCUCGGAGCCGGUGGUGGCAACUCACAAAUUCAUUCUCGAUCUAACUCGCAAAUUGCCUGUGGCGGAGGCCACUCCCUGCCGCCAACCACAAAGUGGUCUGCUCGUCUUCUGCUCGUAUUUAUCCGACCUCGGGAGGAGGAUUAUUAUUACUACGAUGGCCGAGCCGACCGAAAAGUGCGGCGACAACCUUGACAAGGGCCUGUCCCUGUCGACGAACGGGUACUAGCCAUGACGCUCCCGCGGGCACGAGAAGAGAUCCACGACGUUGUUCAUCUUCUAAACUCAGGAUCCCUGUUGCGGCGGUGCUGUUGAAGCGCCCCAUCGUGAACGGCGGCGGCGUUGGACCGUCUAGAGCCUCCACCGGCCCUUGGCGUUUCACCACGAGAGUGGGGGGGGGGGCUCAUCCGCUCCCCUGUGGCCGACUCUUUACGGCGCAGCCAGAGGGGAGGGGGGGCCUUCUGAUGCUUGGUCACGUCCUGGCCCUGCUCCUGGCUCGGCCUUGCUGCCCAACGCCGCCACUGCCGCCACUUUCAAUUUGUCGCGUCCCGCGAAUGGGAUGUGUUUGUUUAAAAUGGGGCGCUGCUUUUGGGCCUCCAAAAGGGGGUGGUGGGGGGGGUGGUAGGCGGAUCGCGGUAGGAUGGGAGUCGCUGGUGGUAGCGAUGUGUAAGCGCUUCAGACUGCAAGCCCAACCCCCACCCGAAUUGUGCAGAUGGCCGUGUGUUGGGUCAGUUGAACAAGAUUUGCGUCGUACUGCCUGAAAGUUACGAGAAGAAAAACAUCUACAAAUAUAUAAACACUUUUGAAAAUGGUAAAAGUUUAUUGCUGCCAGUUUGUGGUUUGAGUUUGCACGCCUCGGGCCUUUAAAACUAAACUACAAACGAUUUUUUUUUUAUUUUAGCAGGUAAAGCCCCACUGAGCGGUAAAGCUUUUUUUUCAGAAACGACAUUGGCCAUCACAAUUUGUGAGCUGAACGAAGUGGGCUCAUCAUCAUAACGUGGAGAUGUAUCUUAGCCAAACACUCUUAGAUGCAUGAUGUUGAUUCUGAAUGUGGAGGGGAAAAACCGGAGGACCUGGACACACAAUCCACGCGAACACGGUGAGAGAGACACGCAGACUCCAAAUAUACAGCAGCAGGCAUCAGGGUCGGGAUUGAGCCCACGACCUCCUGUAUACCAGGCGAGGUAGUUAACAUCUCCUGGACAGUUUAAUACGUAGGCUUUCGCGACAAUAUCAAUAAUGUAGGUCUUUGGUUAGAUCGCGUAAAUAUAAGGGGCCGUCCAUAAAUGACGUCACGCACCUGGGGGGGGGGGUGAGAAAUGUGACGUCACAUCAAAAUGCGCAACUUUAAAUAUAGACAACACGUUCUACUUAAUUAAAUAGACUUUUGAAUAAAUGUUUUCUCCUACAACAUCAGAGUGCAGCACCACAUUAAAUACGCACUACAAUGACAAUAGUUUAAAGCGAUUUGAAGCAUGU